This is a messenger RNA of Pisolithus orientalis, 1752 nucleotides long. RefSeq lists its product as uncharacterized. The record is from RefSeq and is a predicted model, not a curated record. The annotation marks the transcript as partial. Lineage: Eukaryota; Fungi; Basidiomycota; Agaricomycetes; Boletales; Pisolithaceae. The transcript is spliced from 5 exons.
CAUGAUCGCCCGCAGAGUUCUCCGAGAGCUCUUACAACGACCGCUGGGUCCUUACCAUGACAAAGAUGUCCUUAGCAAGGAGUGUCGGUUAUCGGGACAAUCUAAGCUAGUUCUCUACUCGUUUGUUCUUGAGCGUGAAGGGCGUGUUAUAGGCCUUGACCAGUCAGAAACUCCCCUAGAGGGAAGGCGUGAAGAUCAUCGCAGGUUUCGUUUCCGCGGCACCCUCAAGAUUGGCGAUCCGGAUUGGCUCUCUGACUGGGGUGUCAAGUUGGUGGAAGCAGAGCUUGAUUUACGUUGGUCUGAACGGGCCAUGCGAGAAGGGGAGAGACGAGGUCCACCACUAACACUCAAGGAACUUUUUGGGAACAAACUGCUCAAGUGCUCCGGUUCAGCGCUUCGUGACGGCGAUGACGAGUGCGAACUCCUGUUGAGGAUCCAAGGCGAAAGGGGGCUGCCUGCUGUCUUCAUGAGAGCUAGCCGGGUCAAGGACGAGCUUCUCUGGACAUCGAAAGACCAGCUUCGUCAGUACGAAGUGCACACCAUGGACGUGGCCACCUAUUCAUUUUCCGAAAACUUCUUGUGGCGCUAUCGCCUUUUGGAUCUCAUGGAAAAAAUCGUGGAACGAUAUCCUUACGUUCCCAUCGAAGCACGACAUCCAGAAUGGUUCGCGAGAAAAUAUAUCCGGGAUUUCGCUUACCCGGAGAAAGAUAAACAUCGGCGUAUCAUCUACGACUCUUCUGAUUCUGACAUCUCUGACACGGACGAACGGCGCGUUCGCACACCACGCCAGUUGCUUCACGUGCAUAAGAGUGAGAUUCUUGGCCUGUUUGCAGCACAUGCCGAGUGGCUGCUCACUAGCGAAGCCGCUCGACGAAACAACGUUUUAGAUCUUAAAGUGUGGCACAUAUUUUGGAAGCAGGUGAAGAAGGAGAGGAGAGAGGCUGCCAGAAAUGGCGUGAUAUGGGGGUGGCCAGUUGGGCAGGAACCCCGGGCGGAGGAUCCCAUAUCAUCUACUUCUAGUGAGGAGGAUGACGAAGAUAAUAUCGUGGAACGUAACCCUGUGAUUGGAAAGCCGACACCACUUGUCCAGCGUAAGCUGGAGAUUGCGAGAAAAAAGAGAUCGAACGGUAGGAGGAGGAUAGAGAGUAGCGCUUCCGAGUCCGAGUCGGAUGUGCAGGGACAUGCGUAUGCAUCUGACUUCUCAGGGGACUCGGAGUCUUCUUGGGAACCAGACGAAUUCCCUGCAGCUGAUAAAGAGGUCCUCCGUUUGGUUCCCUGGCAACUCACUAUUCCUCCAGAUCCACCGGAUGCAACUGGACGUUGGCAAUGUCCGUUGCCAACUUGCCAGUACAAGAUCGACCUGCGCCGUUUGACAGAGGAGAACAGGAGGGAUGUAGAUGACGCGAUUAUCCGUUACAUCAUGCGGAAAGAAUGGCAGAACGUCUACAUGGAUGACACGGUUAUUCGUGGAUUUCUGCAGAUGGUGAGGAACCACAAUGAUGGUCAUUUCGCGGAAGUUGGCGUGAAAGUUGUUAGGGAAGGAAAUCGGGAACGAUUAGAACGAAUCAGACCCCGCCAGGAAGGUGUGGAACCCCACCCCUUGCGAGGACGCCUUCCUCCCAAGGGCUCUCUGCGUGGGGAAUCAACAGCAACCAUGUUUCAUGUGAUCGAGUAGAUGGUACUCUUUGCAACCGUACCGAUACCUUUUAGAGGUACCUUGCACUCCAUUGAUUCACCAUAUACUUUGCGGAU